UAAUACUAUUUAUAAUUUAUGGAUGAUUUAAAUUGUUUUGAUAAAAACAUCGGAUAAUUAAUUUAUUUGAAAAUGCAUAUAGGGUAAUUUAGUUUAAUUACAAAUAUUUCAAAUGAUUUUUAAAAAUUAAAAUUUAUAGAUGAUAUUAGAUAUUUAAGAAUAUUAUUUAUAGGUAUUUGGUUAUUUAAAAAAUAAAUAUAAUUAUUAAUUAUAUAUAUAUAUAUAUAUUAUUUAAGUGUGUUUGGUUUUUAAAUUUUUUUGGUUUGUUUUGAUUCUUUGAGAUAUAAAAAGAGACAUGUUUCGAUAUUUUUGAACACAUGUUCAGUUUUGAUUUGAUUAUUCGUCUCCAUAUUUCUUCAAUUUGUUCCAGAGUAAAUACAAAAAGAAAAAGAAGAAGAAGAUAAGUUACUUAUAAACCUCAUGAUAAUUUUCUUUUAUUUUGUAAACUUUUAUAAAUUAAUAUAUUGAUUUUCCUGAAAAUAGCAUAAACAAUUUGAUAUAUUAGAUACUUCUUUCUUUGGUAAAAAAUGAAAACUAGAUAUUCACCCAAAUGCUUGUUGCUUUGAUUGAAAACCGCAAUUCCCUCUCGCGGUUUUCCAUUGAUUUUCUAUCCAAAUACUAAGAAAAUUCCGUUAGUUUAGUGAGUGAUUGGAAUAUAAAAUCUCCAUUAUGAUUUUCUACUCUUAAAAAAACCAUGUUAGUGUAGUAAGUGAUCAGAAUAUAAAAUCUUCAUUAUCUUGAUCUAAUCUUCUUUUACCACAAUCAUAUACCUAUGCAGCAUCAUUAAAUAAAGAAAAAUAUAAGCAGUCUUUCAUGAAAAAUUAUGUAUUGGAUUUUAUUAAUAUUCUGUUAGGCUAAGAGAUUAGAAUAUAAAAUUUCCAUUAUCUUGAAUUUGGGAAAAGAAAGAGAUAACAAAAGUUAGUUAGGAGGGUGUAUUCAACCAAGAAUUUUGUUGAUUUGUAUUAAAAUGACAAAACCAUUAUUAUUCAAACAUGAAUUUUAUAAAUUCAUUUAAAAUGCACUGUUGCUGAACUUGACAUUUUAUAAAACAUUUUGAAAUCUAUUGUUAUUGAAAAUAUUAUAAGCUGUGAUGUUUUCAAGUUUUCAAGUGAUUCUAAAGUGUUUGAGUGGAGUUUCUUAUUUAGAAAAAAUAAAACGGUCAAGAUAUCAAGUGGCUGAACCCAUCAAGAUAUCACUUUCUGAUCUCAGCAUCAUCGUCCACGUAUCUAAUAAAACAAAUAAAACAUCAGUUUACAAAAAAAGGUCAAGAUCUCGAGUUUGGUCCUAACAACAAGUUCCAAAUCGAAGCCGACAUGAGCAAUGCAACUAUCAUUACCGGUGAGAAUGACGUGACGAUGAUGUGGCAAGUCAUGUAUAAGGGAAAAUUCUUCACACUAGCGGAUACUACAAGAUCGUUGGACACAAAGUGUAACCGAAAUCUAGUAGGUGAUGUCAGGCCGAGUUUUAACGGCAAUAUUAUUGAGAAGAUUAGGCUUUCGAUAGUAGACUCAGACGACUGGAGAGUGCUGUUACUUGGCGGCUUUUUGAGAUAUCUUCAGUGGUUUUUCUUUAAAUGAUUUUCUCACAAUAGUGUUUGAGUAGAUCGGUACAGAACAUACAAAUAUCGAUCGAGUACAUAGGAGUAGAUGGUUUAGCAAGUAUCCUAAUUUCUUUUACUGUUGUUAUUCUCCAUAGUAUUAAUGAAAACUAUAUUUCAAGAAACAGAGAAGUUGGUAUCGAUUAGUUGAGCUUGAUUUAUGUUUUAUAAAAUCUCUGAAGUCUAAUGCUAUACCUUUUAUAUAUAUAUACAUAAUAUUUAUCAUGAGCAGUACAUUCAAAAGAAAAACAGAUGUAUACUACAAUGAUCUAGUAACCCACGUAAAAAAACAAAGCAACUCAACUAGAUUUACGAUCUUACAUUUAUCAAACAGAAAAGCGUCUCCAUUAAAGUUAGAUGUUGUUCAUUUGUUUAUCUGUUUUGGAUGUUAUUCAACAUUGUUCAUUUUCGGUCUAGAUAGUUCAUUUAAAUAGAUAAUCUAAAUAAUUUCUGUUUGUUUGCUCAUCUAUAUUUUUAUUCAGACAAAUUUAGUAAACAAAUGACCUAUAUAUAUUUGUUUUGAUCCAUUCAUAUAUUUAAUUUUAGGUUUGACUAUCAUUAUUUUUUCAAUCAUUUAUCUAAAAUAUAGUUUUUUAUCAUAUAACUUUAGUAGAAAAAAAUAAUUUUACAGUUUUGGUUGGUUGAAAAUUAUGAUUUAAAUCUACAUUUAGAUUUGAAUAUGGAUAAGGUAAAUUUGUUCUUUCGGGCAUGUCCAUCAACAUCCAUAAACACUAAUUAGAGACAUUUAGAUGAUUUUCACUUUAGACAAAAUUUUAAAACUUUAUUUGAAUGAAUCAUUUGGAUAGUAUUAGUUUUAUUACUAAAUAAACAUCAAUUGUCAUAUUCAGAUAGUCCAUCUCUAAUUUCAUUAUAUUUUUUUUACCCUAAAUAUAGUUCGAAUUAAAAGAACUUUAACACUACUCUAUUUUAAAAAAUUAAAAUUAUUCAUUUGUUUGUUCAUCAAUUUUUUAUUUUAUUUUAAGAUAUAAUAUCAUUCAGAUAGUCCAUCUCUAAUCUAAUCUCAUUAUAUUAGUGUUUAUUCGUGUUUGGAUAAAUCAGUUCUAUGACCGGCUCGCUUCGGUUUAGCGGUGUCUAAUAAAUGAAACCACUCGGCUCGCUUUGGUUUGGUUUUAUACAUUCCGAUUUGUUCCGGGUUUUCUUCUACUCACACCAGCCCAAGCGGCCAAGCUUAUAUUUACAAGUUGAAUCGGUGCUACCGUAUGGAGGAGACCGCCGAUCUUCUUCCGGAAUCUCUCCAACCUGCUAAUGAGCCGUUUGAUGUAGCCAGCAAGAAGCUUAGUUGCGGUCAGAUCACCAACGAGGAAGAUGAAUCUCUUGACAAGAAAAACAAGUGUUGUAGUGACAUUGUCUCUGAUUCAAAUUACAAGACAGGACUCAACUGCCAUCAGGAGGACCAGCGGAGGACGAGUCUAGUAGCAUCUAUUGUGGAAGUGGUGGCAUCUCACGACGCUCCCACUAGGAGAACCAUUGAUCUUGGCCAUGGAAGUGACCUCAUCUACAUUCAGAGGUUUCUUCCCUUUCAAAAGUCUUGGACUUUCUUUGAUUAUCUCGACAAGCAUAUUCCUUGGACCAGACCCACCAUUCGUGUCUUUGGUCGUUCUUGCCUCCAGCCAAGAGAUACAUGUUACGUUGCAAGUAGCGGAUUGACUCCGCUGGUGUACAGUGGAUACCGACCUGAUGCCUAUUCUUGGGAUGACUUUCCACCUCUCAAGGAGAUCCUUGACGCUAUUUGCGAAGCGCUUCCUGGAAGCAGAUUCAACAGCUUGCUUUUGAAUAGGUACAAAGGCGCCAACGACUACGUUGGUUGGCAUGCAGACGAUGAAAAGCUUUACGGUGCUACUCCUGAAAUUGCUUCCCUCUCACUUGGAUGCGAACGUGACUUUGUGCUCAAGAAAAAGAAACUUCAAGAUUCUUCCCUUGAGAAAAGAGGAGAUGGUGGACCAGCGAACAAGAGGUUGAAGAGAAGCAGCAGCGGAGAGGAGGAUCAGCAUAGUUUCGCAUUGAAGCAUGGAUCGUUGCUGGUGAUGAGGGGGUACACUCAAAAGGACUGGAUUCAUUCUGUGCCGAAGCGUGCAAAGGCGGAGGGCACUCGUAUCAACCUCACCUUCAGGCUUGUUUUGUAAACCAUGCAUCAUCAUCAUCAUCAUCAUCAACAAGCUUAGCUUGAUCUCAAGUCACAUUGAUUGACUAGGCUUUUGUCAUCUUAGUUCUUUGACAUGAGAUAUAAAACACACAAGUUGGUGUAGACAUUUUGAAGAAGCUAAUUACUAAACUUAACUUGAAGAUUAA
Brassica rapa (field mustard) is the source of this 3907-nucleotide messenger RNA. RefSeq names its product DNA oxidative demethylase ALKBH2. Lineage: Eukaryota; Viridiplantae; Streptophyta; Magnoliopsida; Brassicales; Brassicaceae. Gene Ontology annotation, biological process: DNA alkylation repair. Gene Ontology annotation, molecular function: ferrous iron binding; cytosine C-5 DNA demethylase activity; broad specificity oxidative DNA demethylase activity. The record is from RefSeq and is a predicted model, not a curated record.